Molecule: messenger RNA, 204 nt
Organism: Acanthoscelides obtectus
Lineage: Eukaryota; Metazoa; Arthropoda; Insecta; Coleoptera; Chrysomelidae
Source: the annotation of a GenBank genome assembly
AUGUUGGCUCGCCUUUAUGAAUUGAAAGAAGAGUCAUGUCAAAUGAACCAAAAUUCAAUCAGAAAAGGACUCGUCGUGGAACCAAUUUUAUCUAAUGAGCUGAAUAUCCGUUGCCAGGUAGGUUUGAUAGACAUGCAAACGAAGUUCGUACAGCUACGCCCUUUACAAAAUAAGACUGCCGAGGAAGUAUCAAAGACUAGUUAA